CUCACCGACUCCAAUUUAUUCAUUCUUUAGUUCAUUCAAGCAUUGGUCACAAAAUCAGUAUUCGCGAACCCUCACCCCUCCUCCUCAGAAAUGGUCAUCUACUCCACCCUCUCAUCAAACGCUUCUCGCAUGAUCCGACGCGCCUCACUCCUGAACCACCUCAGGUGCAUAAGCAAUGUCCCUCAAAACACUGUCUACGGUGGACCCAAGCUCCAGAACCCAUCUCAGCGAGUGACCCUCACCCACCUCAGGCAGAUGUACCGCAGGGGCCAGCCCAUCGCCGUCGUCACCGCCUACGACAACCCCUCCGCGGUCCACCUCGACACCGCCGGCAUCCACAUCUGCGUCGUCGGAGACUCCGCCGCGAUGGUCGUCCACGGCCACGACACCACUCUCCCCAUUACCCUCGACGAGAUGCUCGUUCAUUGCCGCGCCGUCGCCCGCGGCACCAAUAACCCCCUCCUCGUCGGCGAUCUUCCGUUCGGCACCUACGAGUCAAGCUCUCAGCAGGCAGUUGAUACUGCGGUUAGGAUUCUGAAGGAAGGAGGAUUGGACGCAAUAAAAUUGGAAGGAGGUUCGCCUUCAAGAAUCACGGCAGCAAAAGCUAUUUUUGAUGCUGGUGUUGCAGUCAUGGGGCAUGUGGGACUUACUGCUCAGGCUAUUAGUGUUCUUGGGGGAUUUAGACCUCAGGGGAAAAAUGUUGCUAGUGCUGUCAAGGUCUCUCUCUCUUUCCAGAUAGAGACUGCACUAGCAUUGCAGGAAGCUGGGUGUUUCUCUGUUGUACUGGAAUGUGUGCCGCCAGCUGUGGCUGCUGCUGUGACUUCUGCUAUUCAAAUCCCCACCAUUGGCAUCGGAGCUGGGCCUUUCUGCAGUGGACAGGCGCUGGUUUACCACGACCUAGUGGGAAUGCUCCAACAUCCGCAUCACGCCAAGGUUACACCAAAGUUCUGCAAACAAUUUGGACAUGUCGGAGACGUCAUCAACAAAGCUCUUCUGGAGUUCAAGGAAGAAGUGAUGAAUGGUUCAUUCCCUGGCCAUGCAUACAGCCCAUACAAAAUCAGUGCAGCCGAUGUUGACAGUUUCUCGAAUGAGUUACAAAAGUUGGGUUUGGACAAAGCAGCAUCUGCAGCUGCUGCAGCGGCUGAGAAGAUUGAGACAGCCAAAUCGCCUGAUGAUGGAAAUCCCAAAACUAACUGA
Malania oleifera is the source of this 1197-nucleotide messenger RNA. Its product is annotated as 3-methyl-2-oxobutanoate hydroxymethyltransferase 1, mitochondrial-like. The record is from RefSeq and is a predicted model, not a curated record. NCBI's taxonomy places the organism in Eukaryota, Viridiplantae, Streptophyta, Magnoliopsida, Santalales, Ximeniaceae. Bases 91 to 1197 code for a protein of 368 amino acids. The transcript is spliced from 5 exons. Gene Ontology annotation, biological process: pantothenate biosynthetic process. Gene Ontology annotation, molecular function: magnesium ion binding; 3-methyl-2-oxobutanoate hydroxymethyltransferase activity. Gene Ontology annotation, cellular component: mitochondrion.